GCUCCGUCUGCACUCUCCGUCGCUUUCACUGCAUGUCAGCUCACACACACACACACACACACACACACAGAGAGAGACGCUCGCGCGCGCGCGCGCACCCGCACAAACACUUUUUCCUCCUUUACAGCCAUUUUUCUUUUUUAACUCGCCGGAAGAGCAGCUCGUUCAAACUCGGAAUACAUUCUGGGAUAAAUCUGGGACUCUGCUCUGUUAACACCGGGGGGGUCUCAGUGUGUGCCGUGCGCUUUGUGUGAGGGAACUUUGUAUUUAUUUAGUAUUAUUAUUAUUUCUUUCCUCCAGCCAUGUCGACAGCAGCUGCAGCGGCGGUGUGUGGCGCUGCUGCUGCCGGCGGCGCCGAGCUGGUCCGCGGGCAGGCCUUCGACGUCGGGCCACGGUACACCAACCUGUCCUACAUAGGCGAAGGCGCUUACGGGAUGGUUUGUUCGGCGUAUGAUCGGGAUAACAAAGUGCGCGUGGCCAUAAAGAAGAUCAGCCCUUUUGAGCACCAGACGUACUGCCAGCGCACUCUCCGUGAGAUAAAGAUCCUGCUGCGCUUCAAACAUGAGAACAUCAUCGGCAUCAACGACAUCAUCCGCGCGCCCUCCAUCGACCAGAUGAAAGACGUCUACAUCGUGCAGGACCUGAUGGAGACCGAUCUGUACAAGCUGCUGAAGACGCAGCACCUCAGCAACGAUCACAUCUGCUACUUCCUGUACCAGAUCCUGCGUGGUCUGAAGUACAUCCACUCAGCCAAUGUACUCCACAGAGACCUGAAGCCCUCCAACCUGCUGCUCAACACCACCUGCGAUCUCAAGAUCUGUGAUUUUGGGCUCGCGCGUGUAGCCGACCCGGACCAUGAUCACACCGGGUUCCUCACAGAGUAUGUAGCCACGCGCUGGUACCGUGCCCCGGAGAUCAUGCUUAACUCAAAGGGUUAUACCAAGUCCAUUGAUAUCUGGUCAGUGGGAUGCAUUCUGGCUGAAAUGCUCUCAAACAGACCCAUAUUUCCUGGCAAGCACUACCUGGACCAGCUCAAUCAUAUUUUAGGUAUCCUUGGCUCUCCCUCACAAGAAGACCUGAACUGCAUCAUCAACAUAAAGGCCAGAAAUUACCUGCUGUCUCUGCCGCUGCGCUGCAAAGUGCCCUGGAAUCGCCUCUUCCCUAACGCCGACCCUAAAGCGUUGGAUCUGUUGGAUAAGAUGCUGACCUUUAACCCCCAUAAGAGGAUUGAGGUGGAGCAGGCCCUGGCACACCCCUAUCUGGAGCAGUACUACGACCCAACUGAUGAGCCUGUCGCUGAGGCUCCGUUUAAAUUCGAAAUGGAACUUGAUGACUUGCCCAAAGAGACCCUCAAGGCACUCAUCUUCGAAGAAACAGCACGCUUCCAACCAGGCUACAGACCAUAACAUAUCCAGCUACAUGUACUACAUCUCCAAAUUUCACUCUUCCCAUACAAUUCUUCAUUAUUUUUCCAUCCUCAUUAUUACACUGACUUUUUUUCCUGUUAUUUUCUCCUGCUUUUUUUCUAGAUCAGAAUCACUCUGGAUUUCUGUCUCCUCGCCUUUCCUUUCCUCUCAGUCUUCAUCCUCCUCUUUCCUCUGUCUCCUUUGAGAUUUGAGUUCAAACAAAGGGUGUGUGUACAGUAUGAGUGUGUGUGAGGUGAACUAUGGAGUGCAGGCUGACCAGAAUAUCGUCGAGGGCUUGCUUCUUCAGACGAAACUCUUUUUAUGCUUCAGUAAAAAGCCUGUGAUCGUGUUACUGCUGUGCUUAAUUAUUAUUAUUAUUUUUUUUAAAAAAGAGCUUCUCGUCAGUCUCACUCCCGCUUUCCUGUAAAGCAUCCGUAAAGCCAUUUUCAAGUCGAGGCCAAAUUUGGAGGAUAAAAAAAAAAAAACAGUUCAGUUUGCCAAGGUGCCAUAUGUGUAAGGCUUUUAAUUAACUUCUUUACCCAACAUGCCACGUGCCCCUUAAAUAAUACGAUAAUAUGAAAAUAAUCGAAUAUGAAUAUAUAAUAAUGAAAUUUGGUUUUUUUAAAAAGGAAAUAUUGUAUUACUGAUUUAGUAUAGCUUAGAUGGUUCCUUAAAUGUUCCAGAUUGGUUGCUGUUUGAAAAAAUAAAAAAGAGCUCAAGCACCAAAGAAAUACAGGUUAUUUGGGCACCUUGGGGGCAAAAAAAAACUUUUUUUUUUUUUUUUUUUUUUUUGAUCCAUAUAGUUAUAGAGGUAGAUAUAGAGGUGUGAAAGAUGAGCUCCGAAUCAUGUCGAAGCACAUACAGGGCUAUCAGGGAUGGAGGGAGGGAGAAAGGGAUGGAGGGAGGGAGGGACGGCGGUGUCAAAUAUUCACAAGGGGUAAUUUGUGGCUACACGUUGCCACGUUAAAAAAAUUUUUAAAAAAAGUUACUACAGAAACAUGAGCUAAAAAGUACAGUGCCUCGUCGUUUUUCUCUUAUAUCUUCAUGGCUCUUUUUGCUUUCCUUUUCCAGUGUGUCUCUGCCCUCUCUUUAUCUCUCUUGCCUUCUCUCAAUAAGACUGUGUCCUUGCAUGACUGUUAAAAAAAAAAAAAAAAAAAAAAAAAAAAAAAAGGGGGAAAAAAAAAAAAGCUUUCUAUACAAAGAACAUGGAGGUGCCACACUGCUGGGGAUUCCACAUCGGGACUCUCAGGUCUUUUUUUUUUUUUUUUUUUUGGGGUGGUUGUUCUUAUAUUCCUACAAUCUUUUCUUCUUUCGUUGUUGCUCUUGUUGGUUUGUUUUUUCCUUCCUUCAACUUUUUCAAACUUUUAGAAUAUUUCAGAGAGUAGAUUUUUAAGAAACUCAGUCAGGUUAACACGGAGAGAAAGAGGACAGAGUGAAGGAGAAGGUGUCUUGGCGCGGAGAUGUUCACUACACAGGAAACCUCACAUUUUACUCAGCGCCAGUCAAAGCCGCGCUUUCUCACUUUAAAUCAGUAAAAGUCUGCUUCAAGCGUAGAUCUAACAGCAUGUACCUUAAAGAGCAAACUAGCACUUAUGGAUUGGGGAAAAAAAACCAUAACAAGAAUAGAGAUUCAGAAUCAGACUGCUCUUUGGUUCACUGCUGUUGCCUAACUUUAUAUCCAGCAUGGUGCCAUCUAGUGGCUUGACCCAGUGUCAGGUGCUAAAGGGGACAUUGUUCAGUUAUUAGAGCAGAGAAAAAUGGGCUGUUUUAGUUUUUUUUUUCUUUUUCUUUUUUUUUUUUGUUCCUGAAAAGCACUGCAAAACCCUGUAAGAUAGCUUCAGCCAAGUCCGUGUGCAGCCUGUCUGUUCUGUGUGCCUUUACUCAUUAUGAAUAACGGUUUAUUAUCGUGCAGCUUCGUUUUGUCGGGGAUCAGUUGUGAUUUUUUGCGGUAUAUUCUUAAAUACAUAUAUUUAAAAAAAAAAAAAAAAAGUAAAAUCAACAAAAAAAAAAUCUAUCUUAACUCUGAUUUAUGUCAUUUUAAGUCCACAGCUUUUGUGAUUUUUGUGAUUGAGUUUGGGAAGAUAUUAAUUAAUUAAGUAAUUAAUUAAAAACAAGGCUUUUAUUUCUGCCUCGAGUUGAUCCACCACUCUUUUUUUGGGGGGGCUUCUUGAGUUUUUUUGGAUGUUUUGUGCAAAAGAUUUUUUUCUUUCUUUUUUUUUUAAAUUGUAAACUGAAUGUCAUGUUUCUAGUGGUUAUUAAUCUUGUUACAGAAUUGUAUCCAUGUAUUAAACUCUUCUGUAAGUAAUGUUCUAAACAAUGGAAGACUUUUGUUGUGGAUUUCACUUACAGGCUUAAAGUUUCCCCGCCUCUCCCUCGGCUCUCGCCUUCACUGAGGGUGUGGAUGUAAUCAUUAGGGGAAACAUUAUAAUUGAAUAUUAAAAUCUAUUAAAAUAUGUUGCACCUUGAAGAAAUAAGUAAUUACAGAUUACAGGUUUGUCUUUGCUGCUGACAGGCAAACUUUUUUUUUUUUUUUUUUUUUUAAUUACUACUAUUAUCCGGUAAUUUAGCAUCUGCCAAGUCAUGUAACCUGAACACACCAGAAUAAACACUGUAUCCUA
Molecule: messenger RNA, 4024 nt
Organism: Pangasianodon hypophthalmus (striped catfish)
Lineage: Eukaryota; Metazoa; Chordata; Actinopteri; Siluriformes; Pangasiidae
Gene: mapk1
Product: mitogen-activated protein kinase 1
Exons: 8
Coding region: 303-1406 (367 amino acids)
Biological process (GO): protein phosphorylation; intracellular signal transduction
Cellular component (GO): cytoplasm; nucleus
Molecular function (GO): ATP binding; MAP kinase activity
Source: RefSeq, a predicted model, not a curated record